CAAUAAGGUAUCAGACCAUCAUGAUAUCCCAGGCUUGGAUGAGCCUGACUGUCUCUCAGAUGUUGGCUUGAUCCAGGUUUCCACAAUGGGGGGCUGUUUGAAAUGGCUGUGGGCACAUCGAAACUAUCUGAUCAUCUUCAUCAUUCCACUUCUCCUCCUGCCCCUACCGCUGGUCAUCAAAACUCCGGAAGCAAAAUGUGGCUUCGUCAUCAUCCUCAUGUCCCUGUACUGGUGCACGGAGUGCAUGCCACUGGCUGUCACCGCACUCCUUCCUGUCAUCCUCUUCCCUGCGAUGGGCAUCAUGGUGUCUGAGGAGGUUUGUGUGCAGUACCUGAAGGACUCCAACAUGCUGUUCAUUGGUGGCCUGCUGGUGGCCAUUGCAGUGGAGUCCUGGGAACUGCACAGGCGCAUCGCCCUUCGCGUGCUGCUGCUGGUGGGAGUCAGACCUGCACUGCUGAUGAUGGGCUUCAUGGGUGUAACAGCCUUCCUGUCUAUGUGGAUCAGCAACACGGCCUCCACAGCCAUGAUGCUGCCCAUCGCACAGGCCGUCCUGCAGCAGCUGAGCGACACAGAGGCCCGGGCCGACGAGCAGGAGCUCAGCCAGUCUGUCCAUGACAACCUGGCCUUCCAGACGGACCUGGUCAUGGAUCAGAAAGUCAGCCUGCAGGACUUGAAAAAAGAUGAGGCGAUGGAGACAGAAGUGGUGGACAGCUUCUCUGAGCAGAAGACGCGGGCCAGAGAGGAGAAGUACUUACAGCUAUCCAAAGGACUGAGUCUCAGUGUGUGCUACGCAGCCAGCAUCGGCGGUACAGCUACACUCACAGGAACCACACCCAACCUCAUCCUCAAGGGCCAAGUGGACGAGCUUUUUCCAGAUAACAAAGACAUAAUCAACUUUGCCAGCUGGUUCGGCUUUGCUUUUCCCAACAUGCUUUGCAUGCUGGUCUUCUCCUGGAUGUGGCUGCAGUUCAUGUUCCUGGGAUUCAACCUGAAGAAAUCUUUUGGCUGUGGCGCAAAGAAUGCAGGAGACAGGGAGGCCUACCAGGUGAUGUGUGAGGAGUACAAGAAGUUGGGCAGGAUGAGCUUCGCAGAAGCGGCUGUCCUCAUCAUCUUCAUCCUGCUGGUGCUACUGUGGUUUACACGGGAGCCUGGAUUUAUCCCUGGCUGGGCUACUGUGCUCUUCAACAUGGACAAGCAGUAUGUCACUGAUGGCACGGUUGCCAUCUUCAUGUCUACACUAUUCUUCAUAAUCCCCUCCAGGCUACCCAGCGCCUCCUGUCUUCGUCACAGUGAUGCUGUCGAUGGUGAUGACAGCAGCAGAAACGGAUGUGAAGGUGAGAGUAUGAAGGUCCCUUCCACCCUGCUAAACUGGCAGGUUGUACAUGAGAAGAUGCCCUGGAACAUCAUCCUGCUGCUGGGAGGGGGCUUUGCUCUGGCCCGGGGCAGCGAGAAGUCUGGCCUGUCCCUGUGGCUGGGGCAGAGUUUGGCCCCCCUGCAACAGGUCCCCCCCUUCGUGAUCUGCCUGCUGCUCUGCCUGCUGGUGGGAACCUUCACAGAAUGUUCCAGCAACUCAGCCACCACCACACUCUUCCUGCCCAUCCUGGCCUCUAUGGCUACUGCCAUACAUCUGAACCCACUCUAUGUCAUGCUGCCCUGCACCAUCUGCGCCUCCAUGGCCUUCAUGCUACCUGUGGCUACUCCACCCAACGCUAUUGCUUUCUCCUAUGGCAAGCUGAAGGUCAUGGACAUGGCCAAGGCUGGCCUUGGGCUCAACGCCAUUGGCGUCAUCAUGAUCAACAUCGCUAUCAACACCUGGGGCACAGCUAUGUUCCACCUGGACGUCUUCCCAUCCUGGGCCAAUGUCACCGUGACGACCCCCUGAGCUUGAAGGACAGAGGGAGGCAAAGAUUAUGGUUCUCAAGAUGGAGUGCGCAGCAGAACUGAUGCUGCUGUCUAAAUGCUCAUGUUGUCUGGUUCUAGAAAACAAUGCCUGCACCUUUAUCACUACUGCUGCAAAUUGGACUACAAACUGGACAUGUAUCUGAAGGAAUCACACUGUUCAGCCUUUGGGUUUGCACUACACAGGGCACAGAGUGCAUUAGGGUAAGAGAAUCAACGUAUCUCUGCCCCGCGACCAUGUGGGCAAUGAGAACAGAGCUUAUUGGGCAGUUCAGUGUUUCAAAUUAAUGUAAAACUCCAUGAAUCUCAUGGUUUAUCUCAUGGUUUAAAAUUGCAUGAAUCUCCUCCUUUAUUUAGUUAAAUAUUAAUAUAAACAUAAAACGCCGGGAAGAGGCACAGUGGUGCAGUGGUUAGCACUGUUGCCUCAUACCUCAGGGACCAAGGUUUGAGUGUCCGCCGUGGGUCCAUGUAUGGAGUUUGCAUGUUCUCCCCGUCGUUGUGGGGUUUUCCACUGGGUACACUGGUUUUCACUGCCCCAAAUACCGAAACAUGCUGAGGUUGUUCGGAGUUGCCAAGUUGCCCAUAGGUGUGCAUGUGUAAAUGGUCUAUGAGUGUGCAAUCGGUGUGUGAAUUUAGGGCACAGGGGGUGCUAUUUGUACACAGCUGGGCUCUCACCAGCAACAAGAUGUUGGCUCCCGCAACCCUGGAUAAGACUCCCAUUUACAGAAAAUGGAAAGAUAAUAUGCUGGUUUAUUUAAAGAAGAAACUGUGUUUGAACAUCAUAUUCUGCAUGAAAUGCAUCAGGGCAAAUACACCAAGAUAUCCGGAAUGGGCCGGAAUAAAAAAUAAGCAGGAAUUACUGCAGCUCAGCCCCCAGCCCCCCCACAGAAUAAAACUAAAAUGCAGUAUUUCAUAUAAGGAGCAAGGAGCAGACACUGGCCAGAGUGAACGAGAAACAAGAGACACUCAUAGGCCUGGAAAUCUACAGUAUCUUGGUUUUUGCCUAAAAUUGGGAGCAGCCCCCCUUGUCCACUGCACCCCAAGGCUGGCUGCGUGCUCCUCUCACGCACGGCCUACCAAGCUGAUUACUUUCUUUACACACUGUAGCCCGUGGAGCCUUAUGACUGGAUGCCGCACAGUGGAACUGCAGUACAUGUUGUCAUGGCAAUGGCUCCGUGAAUGUGAUCACAGCAGGAACACAAAAGCGAAUUCACUGUGUUCCGCUGCAUGACGAUUUCAGCUUUGACUAAUACUUGUGGGCAGACAUAGUAAUGAUGCUCUUCCACAAGGUGGCAGUAUAUCAUUUUAUUCAUUCGCUUAUGUCAAAAUGCUAUUUCCCUACAGUCUUUUGGAUGUGAUAAAUGGCAUUUUGCAGGAUAAGAGUGCUAAAUGUGUAACACCUUCUGCUGAAAGCAGACUUUUUACUAAUAUAGCCCCGCAGAUGAAGGAACAGUUCUGUGUAAUUUCAGGGAAUACGAAAUAAAAACAAGCAAAGACACAAAUGAUUAGUUGGAAAAAAAAAUCACAUUUAUAUAGUUGUUAUACUGGCAUUUGAAUUGUCCAAAACUUGGAAAGAAGCAAAUUAAUCAAAGUAAAGUCAUUUUACAAUAAUCACAUUUUUAAAAUAUAAAUAAAUCUCUUGACAUACAUUAAAUCAUA
Molecule: messenger RNA, 3558 nt
Organism: Paramormyrops kingsleyae
Lineage: Eukaryota; Metazoa; Chordata; Actinopteri; Osteoglossiformes; Mormyridae
Product: Na(+)/citrate cotransporter-like
Biological process (GO): cellular response to lithium ion; alpha-ketoglutarate transport; succinate transmembrane transport
Cellular component (GO): plasma membrane
Molecular function (GO): alpha-ketoglutarate transmembrane transporter activity; succinate transmembrane transporter activity; sodium:dicarboxylate symporter activity
Source: RefSeq, a predicted model, not a curated record